CCCACUAACCCGCCAAGUUGUUUGCUUGCAUAUUCAGUUCUGCAUCAGAGAAAAAGGGAAAACCGUCAGCCAUGUCUGGAAGAGGAAAGGGUGGCAAGGGGCUCGGAAAGGGAGGUGCCAAGCGACAUCGUAAGGUUCUGAGGGAUAACAUUCAGGGAAUCACCAAGCCCGCGAUUCGCCGCCUCGCUAGACGUGGUGGCGUUAAACGUAUCAGUGGUCUCAUCUACGAAGAAACUCGUGGUGUUCUCAAGAUCUUUCUCGAGAACGUGAUCCGAGACGCUGUCACCUACACCGAGCAUGCUCGCCGCAAGACUGUCACUGCCAUGGAUGUUGUCUACGCUCUCAAGAGGCAGGGCAGGACUCUUUACGGUUUCGGUGGUGUGCUGAAAUUGCAAUCAAAUUUGCGGCUCUUUAAUAAUGUAUCUAUGGAUGUCUAUGCUCAUUUUAUUGUUCGAACAGACGUCUCCAUUGAAAGCAAUGAAACAUUGCCAGAGUCACAACAUACUGUUAUCUUAUGGGAGGCGAAGGACUUCAACAUCCGAUUCCAGGGGACGGGCAUGGGAAGGAAGGAGCGACUUGCGAUCACGGCGGAACUGGCGUUGAAGGUGGCGUCAGAGGUGGUGUUGGAGAAAAAGGAAAAAUCGUCAGCCAUGUCUGGAAGAGGAAAGGGUGGCAAGGGGCUCGGAAAGGGAGGUGCCAAGCGACACCGUAAGGUUUUGAGGGAUAACAUUCAGGGAAUCACUAAGCCCGCGAUUCGUCGUCUCGCUAGACGUGGUGGCGUUAAACGUAUCAGUGGUCUUAUCUACGAAGAAACUCGUGGUGUUCUCAAGAUCUUUCUCGAGAACGUUAUCCGCGACGCUGUCACGUACACCGAGCACGCUCGCCGCAAGACCGUCACCGCCAUGGAUGUUGUCUACGCUCUCAAGAGGCAGGGCAGAACCCUCUACGGUUUCGGUGGUUAGAGAAUUGGGGAUUUGUACAAUGCCUCGGAAAUUAGGGUUUCUUACAAUUUCAAUUUCAUUGUCGAUAUUGCUUAGUGUUUCAAGAAUUGAUCUUGUUUAGCUUUGAGUUGUAGUUCAAAAUUAUUAAUUUGAGUAAUAAUGGAUUGGACGUUUUGAAGGGAAAUUCGUUCUGUAUUUGUGUUUUCUUGUUACCUAACCAGCGCUAAAGUAAAAGUAUUGAUAUAGCCCUUCCUGGUUUUUAACUUUUCUUGAA
This is a messenger RNA of Vigna umbellata (rice bean), 1215 nucleotides long. Its product is annotated as histone H4. The record is from RefSeq and is a predicted model, not a curated record. NCBI's taxonomy places the organism in Eukaryota, Viridiplantae, Streptophyta, Magnoliopsida, Fabales, Fabaceae. Gene Ontology annotation, molecular function: structural constituent of chromatin; protein heterodimerization activity; DNA binding. Gene Ontology annotation, cellular component: nucleosome.